AUGGAAACUUUUUAUAGUCAAUCAACGUUGGAAAUGCUUCCAGAUGAAAUUUUGCUGGAAGUUUGCAAAUAUUUAUUGUGUAGUGAUAUUCUUCAGUCGUUUAUGGGACUAAAUCGUCGAAUGACACACAUGAUCACUCAAUAUCGUCAUCAUGUUUCAUUUUAUAAAGCAUCUAUUUUAACAUCUGAUUAUUUAUGUAUAAAUAUUCUUCCUCAAAUUGGUUCUCAUGUUCGAUCAUUAGUCAUUGAUCGCAAUUAUUCUUCUUUACAAGAUGAAUUAUUCAUCGAACACUUUGGAAAGAAAAUGUCGAUGAUAUUUCCUAAAUUGGAAAGAAUUAGUCUUACUUAUUAUGAACACGAUAGAUUUCUUACUUUUCUUGAUGCUUUACAUGAUUUGAUUCAUUUGACUGAGAUUCGUUUAUAUGAUUUCUUUAACACUCCAAUUUCGCAUCAACCAACAACCGUUCGAUCACUAUGUCAAGCAAAUAAUCAUCGGUUCACGACGAUUCUAGUGGAUGACCGAUCGAGUUGUUUGAGUUUUGAUGGCAAUGAUCGAUAUUUGAAUGUUCUUCGAUUGCGUAUCAAUUUGACAAGUGUCAACGAUUUAUCGGCUCUUUUUGCGGCUGUACCAAAUGUUCAGUAUUUGGAUGUAGUAAUCAGCGAAGGAAGCGAUUAUUCUGAAUUGUUGGAUGAAAUGAAAGUUUUUCCUCUUCUUCAUCUCACCGACUUUCUAUUGAAAUCACUUAGGUAUGGUUGGGUGUUAGAAGAAUUAUCUAUACUACUUGUCCAAUUACCAAUCGUACAAAAUCUGUCAUUUUCCCUCGCCACUUAUGAUAGUCGACUCGUAGAAGGUAAUAUCGUUCUUUCCAUACUUCCUUCUACUAUUCAACAAUUUAAUUACGCCAUUCGCUAUUUCUAUGAUUCUGAUUUGGAUGGAGUUGAUGAUAUUAUUGCCUCUUGGCCAUCAUCAAAUCCAAUCACCUGGUGCUUAAACAAUAAAUCCUUGUUUCUUCAUAGCUUACCUUGGCGCUUUCCUCACAUAGAAUUUUCUUUGUCACACAGUAAAAUGAUGUCAUGUCUCACAAAUACUGUAGCUGUCUAUAAUAGAAAUGUGGAACAAGUAGAUAUUUGGGUUGACAAAAAAUUUGCUUUGACAAGAUCUUUGUCAGCGAUAUCACAAUGUCGUCGAGCAAGACUAAUUACCAUUUACGUGGCAGGCGAGGAUACUACUAUGAAAGACGAACAACAACAAUUUCCAGUACCUCGUCUUCCAAAGUUACCUCGAUUGGUUCAAAUCUUUUUGUAUCAAUCAAUACCAUCUGAUCUCCAUCUAUUUUCAUUUAUUCUUAAUGCUGCACCUAAUCUUUUUCGUUUGGAUUUACCUUUUGAUUGCUUAUGGAAAUUACUUGAAGAUCAACAAACACAUAAUCUUUUUGGUCAACGUAUUACUUCACUGAACAUCUACAAAAAUGCAACGGAAACAUCAAUGAUAACAGUCAACGAAGAACACAUACCUAUCAUAGCUUCUGUAUUUCCUCGAGUUCGUGAUUUUUAUGUUGAUGUGACACAUUUAGCAAGUAGUACAACAAUGAUCUCGAAUGGAAAUACUCUAGAACAUACUGUAGUAGAAAAUUCAUCUGUGGAAUCGAUUCAACAGAAGCAUGAAGUUGUGUCAGCAUUAUCAAGUGAAUCGAUGCUUUUAUUUCUGUUCAAGCAAUUCAAACAGCAUAAACUCACUGGUUUAUAUAUCGAUGGACACUUCCUUGAAGAGAUAAAAACAAAUACAGAACAAUGGUUACGAAACAAUACUGUUCUUUGUGAACAACAGUUCAAAGCUGUUUAUUCUAGUGAGUGGAGUCGAAUACUAAUUUGGAUGUGA
Molecule: messenger RNA, 1878 nt
Organism: Rotaria sp. Silwood2
Lineage: Eukaryota; Metazoa; Rotifera; Eurotatoria; Philodinida; Philodinidae
Source: the annotation of a GenBank genome assembly